Cylicostephanus goldi is the source of this 531-nucleotide messenger RNA. Lineage: Eukaryota; Metazoa; Nematoda; Chromadorea; Rhabditida; Strongylidae. The record is from the annotation of a GenBank genome assembly.
GACGAAUACUUCAACCCCUACGAUGUUACCGACCAUCUUCAAGUGGACAAGCGCUUUGGCAGCGAAGCAGAUUUUAAGGAACUCGUUGAUGCCGCGCACAAUAGAGAUAUGCAUGUUGUGAUGGAUUUGCCAAUAACAUCGGUGUCCGUCCAACAUCCAUGGUUCCGCGAUGGCGAAGCUGACGUUUUUGUCACGGCAAAGGAAGGCUCGGCCGCUUUCGGUCAAGAGAACUAUCACCAGUUCCAUGGUGAUAACACUACAAUGUACCUUGGCUACCCUGACGCCGCAAAUCCGGUGCUAAAUUGGUCGAAUGCGAAAGUGAAGGAGACGAUCAUAGAGGCUAUCAAGAAAUAUCUGAAGAUUGGUGUAGACGGUUUCCAUAUAGAUCAUAUCAGCCAGCUGGCCCUCGAUGAGAAUGGAAAUCCGAAUAAUAAUCUUGAGGGUGGAAUUAUUUUCAUUGAUAGAAUCGAUAUAGGAAACGCACUACACAACAAUUCAACUACUCGGUUUUUUGAAGACUUAGACUUUUGA